This is a messenger RNA of Bacidia gigantensis, 417 nucleotides long. RefSeq lists its product as uncharacterized. NCBI's taxonomy places the organism in Eukaryota, Fungi, Ascomycota, Lecanoromycetes, Lecanorales, Ramalinaceae. The record is from RefSeq and is a predicted model, not a curated record. The coding region runs from base 1 to 417 and encodes 138 amino acids. The transcript has a single exon.
AUGACCUCCCGCUACACUCUCCACGAACCCUUCCCCACCUACUCCUCCAAGACCUCCAUGCCCUUCGGCCGCGGCGGCGCCGGCAACCAAGUCUCCCCAGAGAAGCGCAACAAGCUCCCACCAUCCACCAUCACAGCCACCCAACACUCCCACCAAGGCCCCAAUUACUCCACCGGCCGAGGCGGCGCGGGCAACAUGCACAGCUCAGGCGAAGACCGAGCUAUGUUUCACUUCGACGAAGAACUCGAGCGCGAGAGGCGGCUGAACAAGAACCCCGCGCCCGUGUACCAUGUUGGUCGGGGAGGCGGCGGCAAUGUUGUUGAUAAGAGACGCGGAAGUGAGGCGAGCGAGGCAUCGGGCAAGAGCUCUGCGAGAGGCAGCUUGGACUUCCUCAAGGGAUUGGGGAAGAAGUUGUAG